Dibothriocephalus latus is the source of this 1005-nucleotide messenger RNA. The record is from the annotation of a GenBank genome assembly. Lineage: Eukaryota; Metazoa; Platyhelminthes; Cestoda; Diphyllobothriidea; Diphyllobothriidae.
AUGUUAUCGGCGGAACCAGAGUGUUCAACUUUAACUAAUAUGUUGCUCUCCGGGGUAAGGCUGGACGGCCGCACGUUGAAGGAGUAUCGAGAAAUAACCUUUCAUUUUCCUCACGGGCAUGCCAACGGUGGAUGCUGUAUUGUGAAAAUCGGUUCCACAGCCGUGUUGGCAAAAAUCUCAGUGGAGGUUGUCGAACCGAAACACUACCGUCCCGCUCAAGGAAUGCUCUUUGUUAACUUUGACGCCACAAUUUUGUCUGCCAACGACGUGAAACGAAAAGGGCGCAGUCGUGACGAUGAAGGACGCCGUCUGUCCGCGGUGCUUCAGACCUGUUUUCGCGACUGUGUCGACCUUGAUGCGCUCUGCAUUGUUGCCUGGGAACGUGUCUUUGCUAUUCGGGUGGACCUGCGCGCACUUGCCUCUGAUGGAAAUCUGGGAGACUGUGGGGCCCUAGCUGCUGUGGUCGCACUGGCUUCAUUCAGGCGGCCUGAUGUCUACGUCGGUGAUGAAGGACGGGUCAUUGUAGAUACACAAUGCAAACACCGUCCACCAGUGCCGCUCUUCCUUCGUCGGAUCCCUGUUCUAGUGACUCUAGGAUUGGCCUCUGACACCAAAAUUAUCCUCCAGGAUCCGACAAAACGCGAAGAAGCCAUCCUUACCGGCGGACGCGUGAUGGUUGGUCUAACUGCACACGGCGAACUCUGUUGUCUUCAUACCUCCGGACUCAGCACGCCCAUCAGACCAGACAGUCUCUCGCGAUGCAUUCUUCUAGCCAAUUCCCGUGCUCGUUCGCUUGUUACACUGGUAAAUCGCGUGCUAGAUGGAUUGGAACGACAAAGACAGGCCAGACAAGCCGCCUUCUCUGCUCGUCAGGCCGAUGUUGAACGUGCCAAACAGAUGGCAGAUGAGGCGCCGCUUGUGCUCUCCUCAGCCUCCUUUCUGCCUGGCGGCGAGAAUGCCCCCGUGGGUGGUCUGGAGGAGGGCGAGUUGGGACCGCAAUCUGCG